Rhinocladiella mackenziei CBS 650.93 is the source of this 2262-nucleotide messenger RNA. RefSeq lists its product as uncharacterized. Gene Ontology annotation, molecular function: RNA binding; tRNA dihydrouridine synthase activity; flavin adenine dinucleotide binding. The coding region runs from base 1 to 2262 and encodes 753 amino acids. Gene Ontology annotation, biological process: tRNA processing. NCBI's taxonomy places the organism in Eukaryota, Fungi, Ascomycota, Eurotiomycetes, Chaetothyriales, Herpotrichiellaceae. The transcript is spliced from 2 exons. The record is from RefSeq and is a predicted model, not a curated record.
AUGGCCGAAAAUUCUGCGUACCCGUCUCGGCCAUUGCGUAAUGGUGCCUCACACGACCACACCAUUUCUGCUUCAGACUCUCAACAAUUGAAUUCUUCUUCGGUCCCUGCUAAGCGCAAUGUUGAGGAAUUAGAUCCAGCCGUCAUCUCGUCACAUCCGCGAGAUAAACGGCGAAGAGGGACCGCCCCUAUCAAGAAAGAAUUCUUGAUCCAGCCUGAGGAUCUGAUAGAGUCACAGUCUCGUCACCAUGACCCGGAUGACGAUGCUGCAGAAGCAAUCCGUCAUAAUGACAGACAGCCCGUCAGCCAAAAACCCAAAGGUAAACAUCGCGAAAAGAAGUCAGGUCAGAACAAAGCUCGCGAUUAUGGUAGUUCCAGAGACGAAGUAGGUUUGUGUUCCACUCGAGUUCACAGACCCGAGUUCUCUCCUGAUCCAUGCCCUUAUGGAGACGAUUGUCGUUUCGAGCAUGAUAUCCGAAAAUACCUGAAAGAAUACAAGCGAAAAGACCUCACCACCUUCAACGGCCUGUGUCCCGUGUGGGAAAUAAAGGGAAGAUGUCCUGCUGGUUGGAAAUGUCGUUUCGCCGGCUCUCAUUCCAAAGAGGUCGAACGUGGUGAUUCCGGAUCAGAACUUGUCUUGGUUGAGGAUGCAGAUCUGAUUGCAAAACAUGCGCAGAUUUCCUCGGAGGGCGAGGAGACCGGGGUUGCCAACAUUUUACCGCCUCAGCAGAGAAUAGAGUUGACCAAGAGGAAAGUUUCUACACCCAAAUCAGAUGAAUUCUUAAAGUGGCUUAACACACGAGUUCAAGACCCAGCCGACCAAGGCCGAGGACAAAGAGGGAAAAAUGGAGCCCGCGCAAAUGGAUCCGUGCGAAAUUCGUCGUCACCAGAACCAGAAACUGAACAAGGUGUGCCGAAUGGGGAAGACCAGAUCGACUCCAGAGCUGCCUUUCAAGACCCUCCACUUCGACCAUCCGAGAAACGCCGUCUCUACUUCGGAGUUGAGACACCAAUCCUGGCCCCUCUAACAACACAGGGAAAUUUGCCUUUUCGGCGGUUAUGUACUUCGUUGGGAGCGACGUUUACCUAUUCUGAAAUGGCCAUGUCUUUACCCUUACUGCAGGGGCAGAAAUCGGAGUGGGCUCUCAUCAAGGCACAUGAAUCGGAAGUUCGGCCGCCUACAUUCUCACUCAAAAGCGAUGUCAACAUUGUGUAUAACUAUGACGCGAGCCAUGACCUCCGAUUUGGCGCUCAGAUUGCGGCAAACAAACCGUGGUUAGCAAUCAAAGCAACGGAAGUCCUCACGUCGCUGAUGCCCAAAGGUUUCCGAGUGAUUGAUCUCAACGCGGGAUGCCCCAUUGACUUGGUCUACAGAGAAGGAGCCGGCUCUGCUCUCAUGGACUCACCCCAUAAGUUGGAGAAGAUGCUGCGUGGAAUGAACACGGUCUCGGGCGAAACUCCAGUCACAGUGAAGAUCCGAACUGGUACGCGUGACAGACAACCGACGGCACAAAAGCUGGUAGAGAGGCUGGUUCUAGGUGGUGGACGGAGCCCAGGAGGUGGCUCUUGUGGCGUGGCGGCCAUCACCCUUCAUGGACGGUCAAGACAGCAGAGAUACACCCGUUCAGCAGACUGGGAAUACAUUGCAGAAACAGCGACCUUGAUCGGGGAACUGAAUGAGAAGGCGGAUGCCUUGACUGACACGAUUCACGAGACGGACGAACGAGAUCAGCCGAAUGGACACCAAGGGUCGAAAAAUGGCCGGGUGUUUUUCAUUGGAAACGGAGAUGUGUACUCUCACGAGCACUACUAUGAUCAUCUCCAACAUGCAGGAGUGGAUGGAGUCAUGGCGGCACGAGGUGCACUCAUCAAACCGUGGCUUUUCGAAGAGAUAGCAGCAGGCCAGUAUCUGGACAAGUCAUCCUCGGAACGACUACAAAUCGUGGAGCGAUUUUGCAGAUAUGGGCUGGAAGCAUGGGGAAGUGAUGAAAUCGGAGUUGGACAGACACGACGAUUCUUGCUGGAGUGGUUGAGCUUUGCUUGUCGAUAUGUGCCUGUCGGAAUGUUGGAGUAUCUUCCACCAAACCUUCAGGAUCGACCACCUCGACAUAGGGGAAGAGACGAACUCGAGACAUUGAUGGCCAGUGAUAAUUACAAGGACUGGAUUAAGAUCAGCGAAAUGUUCCUGGGUCCUGCGCAUCCAGAUUUUCGAUUCGAACCCAAACACAAGUCCAACAGCUACGAGAUUCAAGCGGAAGGAUGA